UGAAAGUUAAAUUCUUCUCUAGGAUGCAUACCAUAUAGUCCGCAGUAGGGGUACAACGAAUGUGCUUGAAUGGAACAACGUCAUCUUGCCAUUUCUAAAAAAGGCAAGAUUGGAUCCGAUUAGGCACUUUAGUGGAAUAAAGAUCGACCGCUAACUCAUCACAACAUUGGUAGAGAGAUGGCGAAAGGAGACACAUUGCUUCAAUUUUCGUGAAAGCGAGUGCACCAUCACACUUAAGGACAUUGCCAUCCUAACUGAUUUUCCCAUCGAUGACGAUGUUAUUUGUGUGGACUCUACGCCACCAGUUAAAGUUGUUGCCAAUAUGAGUGGUUGGCAGCAUUUUAUAUGGACCGUCACGGCGUUGUGUCCGUCAGAAAAGGGAGAUCACGAUGCAGAUGUUAAUCCACCAUUGUCCAAGGGCCAAGUAUCCAUCACUUGGUUGACAUCGGAGAUCAGGCGUAAGCACAACCCUGAGGUCGGAGGCAUUCCCCUCACGGAGGAAAGUUUGGAGCGUGAUAAAGACAUUUAUGCACGUAUCUACAUCCUCGGCAUGAUCGGAGGAGUUUUCUUCCCCAAAAAAUCCAACAAUUUAAUCAACAAUUCAUGGUUGAAGAUCAUAUUUGGAGAUUGGGAUGAUAUGGGAAACCUGAGCUGGGCAUCUGCUUGCCUAACUCAUCGCUACCGCUCCCUCUGUAAUGCCAGUUCGAGAGCGGUGAAGGAGAUUGAUGGGGCCAUGUUCAUCAUCCAAUUUUGGGCUUGGAAGGAUUUGCCAUGGAUUGCGCCGACGGUAGACCCCGAACAAAAGCGUAAGGUAAACAAGGCUUCCGUUCUGAGCAAUACAAGUACAGUCGUAAGACUCUUAGGAGAGGUAUACAUCUCCUUAGAAACACAGCCUGUUUGACAGAAAAAGGGGGCAUCCGAGGAUCGCUUAGAACCCGAUUUUCCCAGAAAAUGGGAAUAUCAUGAUGAUCGCUUAAAACCCCAUUUUCUUAGGCAUGCAUUACUUUAUAAAGAGCCUAAAUAAGU
This is a messenger RNA of Linum trigynum, 1026 nucleotides long. The record is from the annotation of a GenBank genome assembly. NCBI's taxonomy places the organism in Eukaryota, Viridiplantae, Streptophyta, Magnoliopsida, Malpighiales, Linaceae.